GCGUCUCCGUCUGGCCGGGAUCUGGGCCUCGAGCCUCGCAGACCCCGCUCCGCCCGGAUAUGAACUUUGAGGACGUGGCCAUUGUCUUCUCCCGGGAGGAGUGGGGGCUCCUUGAUGAGGCUCAGAGACUUCUGUACUGCGAUGUGAUGCUGGAAAUCUUUGCACUUGUAGCGUCCAUGGAUUGUCGGCAUAAAACAGAAGAUGAUGAGACUCCUUCUAAGCGGAUUGUAUCUGUAGGAGAGUCACAGGUCGGAACUUCUAAGACUACUCCAUCAAUCCAGAAGACCCAUCCCUGUGAGCGGUGUGUCUCAGUGUUGAAAGAUAUUUUGCACCUGACUGGUUUCCCAGCCACAAACCUUGAACAGAAAGCACGUGUGAGAGGCUUCUGUUUCAGUGCAAACUUGCACCAGCAGCAGGGGGAUGCCUGUGGACAGAAGCCCUGGAUAACAGAUAUGGACAGGGCCUCGUUUCUGACCAAAAGUACUUUCUAUGCAUCAGGAUAUGCACUUUGAGGACGUGGCCAUUGUCUUCUCCCGGGAGGAGUGGGGGCUCCUUGAUGAGGCUCAGAGACUUCUGUACUGCGAUGUGAUGCUGGAAAUCUUUGCACUUGUAGCGUCCGUGGGUAAGACCUU
Messenger RNA from Molossus molossus (Pallas's mastiff bat), 632 nucleotides. Its product is annotated as zinc finger protein interacting with ribonucleoprotein K-like. Lineage: Eukaryota; Metazoa; Chordata; Mammalia; Chiroptera; Molossidae. Gene Ontology annotation, biological process: regulation of DNA-templated transcription. The transcript is spliced from 4 exons. Bases 60 to 512 code for a protein of 150 amino acids. The record is from RefSeq and is a predicted model, not a curated record.